CCUCCUCCUUCCCUCCCUCCCCCCCUCCGUCACCGGCGGCCCCGCCCCGCCCGCAGCGCGCGCGGCCGCGCCGCCAGCCGCCAAGAUGGCGUCGGCGCUGGAGCAGUUCGUCAACAGCGUGAGGCAGCUCUCGGCCCAAGGGCAAAUGACCCAGCUUUGUGAACUGAUCAAUAAAAGUGGAGAACUGCUAGCAAAAAACCUCUCCCACCUGGAUACCGUGCUUGGUGCCCUGGAUGUGCAGGAACACUCGCUAGGAGUUCUUGCUGUCUUGUUUGUGAAGUUUUCUAUGCCCAGCAUCCCUGACUUCGAAACGUUAUUCUCACAGGUGCAGCUUUUUAUCAGCACUUGCAAUGGGGAACACAUUAGAUAUGCAACAGACACUUUUGCUGGCCUGUGCCACCAGUUAACAAAUGCCCUUGUGGAGAGAAAACAGCCCCUGCGAGGAAUUAGCAUUCUCAGACAAGCCAUAGACAAGAUGCAGAUGAACACAAACCAGCUGACCUCAAUACAUGCAGAUCUCUGCCAGCUCUGUUUGUUAGCAAAAUGCUUUAAACCUGCCCUCCCGUAUCUAGAUGUGGACAUGAUGGAUAUUUGUAAAGAGAAUGGGGCAUAUGAUGCAAAGCACUUUUUAUGUUACUACUACUAUGGUGGGAUGAUAUACACUGGGCUAAAGAACUUUGAAAGAGCACUCUACUUUUAUGAACAGGCAAUAACUACUCCAGCCAUGGCAGUCAGUCAUAUUAUGUUGGAAUCAUAUAAAAAGUAUAUUCUAGUUUCUUUGAUACUACUUGGCAAAGUUCAACAGCUACCAAAAUAUACUUCCCAAAUAGUUGGUAGAUUCAUUAAGCCCCUUAGCAAUGCUUAUCAUGAAUUAGCGCAAGUUUAUUCAACCAAUAAACCCUCGGAGCUUCGAAAUCUGGUGAACAAACACAGCGAAACAUUCACAAGGGAUAACAAUAUGGGGCUGGUUAAGCAAUGCUUGUCAUCUCUCUACAAAAAGAACAUUCAGAGGCUAACCAAGACAUUUUUAACAUUGUCAUUACAAGACAUGGCAAGUCGAGUGCAGUUGUCGGGGCCCCAAGAAGCAGAAAAAUACGUCCUCCACAUGAUAGAAGAUGGUGAAAUCUUUGCAAGUAUUAAUCAGAAAGAUGGUAUGGUCUGUUUCCAUGAUAAUCCUGAAAAAUAUAACAAUCCAGCUAUGCUUCAUAACAUUGAUCAGGAGAUGCUGAAAUGUAUAGAGCUUGAUGAACGACUGAAAGCCAUGGAUCAAGAGAUCACUGUGAACCCUCAGUUUGUGCAGAAGAGUAUGGGCUCUCAAGAAGAUGACUCAGGGACCAAACCAUCCAGUUAUUCCUGAAAUUAAUGUUGCUCACCACUCCGCUUUCAAGUAAAAGCUUAAGAGAAUCACGCCUGGAAUAGGGCAUUGAGGAGUUCCAUGAAGAGAGCAGAGAGAACUGAGCUUGCUUUUCACCUGGACAUUGAGAAAAUAAAAGAACACCCUUUCAGUACUGUACAAUUUCAGAAAUAUUCUCUGCAAAGAAAAAGGAAAUCUCAAAAGAAACUUAAAAGUCUGUUGUGGAUUUAUUUAUCUUCAGAUUAACAUCGUUAAUGCAUUAAAUAAUCUACCUUUUGUUUUAAAGGGUUUGAAUGUUGCAGUGUUUCUGUAGCAGUUCUUUUUCCUCCUCUGCAGAAAAAAAAAAGUGUUAUUCAGGGAAGAAUACAAACUAGCAUUGGUUCGCUUACAGGAUAAUUACUGGUUCAUUCUGUAUUUAAGGUUGGCUCAAAGUGCAGAUUUAUCAUAUUGUAUGGUGGGGGGAGAAGGGGUGGAGUCUAAGUCAAAAAAAAAAAUCUCUACUUCAUAAUUUGCAUAUACCUGGUGUAGUUGGCUGCUGUCUCUUAAGUGAUGAAAUGAGAACCAUGUUCUUACCAAAAGGGUAAGCAUAUUAAUGAGUCCUUGGUAGGAGGUUUUGCUGAAAAGCGGAAAUCUCUAUAGGGAAUCUAUACAUGAUAGCUGUUUAUGAAUAUAAGUUGCUGGUACAAAACGCUUCCUAAUGAUGUUUGCUCUUGGAUCAAAUUUAUUAGGCCUAAACAAGGAUAUUUGGAAGACCUGUGUGUUCUGGAGGAUGCUGGAUGUGAAGUUGUUCCCACUGAAAGAAAUUUAAAGUUUUGCUCUUACACAAUCAGCAUGAAGGUAUUCAACACGCUACUGUACUGUUUUUCUGUGGUGGAAAUCAGUUCUAACUGAAGGCCAUGCUAUAGAUCAUUUCUCUGUUUCCAAAGAAAACUCUUAAUGAUGGAGUUCCAUACAGCUAUCUUAAAAAAGCAGGAUUUUAUUCGGAUGCUGGAAUGGCAUCCAGUUUUUAUUUAAUUCACUAUUUCAAACAAAAACUUUGUCGGAUUCUUCAAGUGCUCACUCCUUAAAUCAAUGGUCUCUUUAUUUUUCUGUAGCUCUCAUAUAUCUGAAGAUUCUAACUAUUCAGUCACCUCUGAAACACUUCAUAUCCGUGCAAAUCUCCUACUAUUGGGCAUAAAUACACCUGUCAUCAAGGCAGAAUGUGAGAAGCUCAGCAUCCAGUGCUUCCUGCUUAAACACUUGAAUAGGAGCUGCUUGCUACUGCUAACCUGCCAGCUUUUUUCAGGUGCUGAAGUGGGAGCUAAGCAUUUCUGGCUCUUGCUGUGUGCAACUCAUAUGUAUUGAGGUCACCCAUGGUUGAAAAUAAUCCAUUUGUGCUUCCAGUGCAGGUACAGAACUGCCGGGGUUUUUAUUUAAAACCUGUCUCUUAAUUCUGGCAGAGCCUCUGUGACAGCAGUAUGCUUUCUAGUAGAAGAGAACUAUCCCCAGGUUGUUCUCUAGGUGGUGAAUGAAGUUUUUAAAGUAUAAAAUAGCAAUUUAGUAGUGAACACGGCAUAGGUCCAUAGUGUUAGUAGCUCACCAUUGAGACCUCGUGCUUCCUAUCAUAGUGACUUCCAUAUUUGAAGGCAACCUAAAGCAAAAUCUGUUUUUUUUUUUUUUUUUUCCUAACUUGCCUUACUAGCCUUGUAAUUAAAGAUAUUUAUGUUUUGUUUUUUUUUUAACUUUUAUUUUUCCUAGUUAAUCCUGCAGUGAUUUCAAUGCUGAACUUGCUUAUGCAAUUUUCUGCUCUGGUACUGUGGAAGUGUUAAAUACGUGAUGACUUGUGCUGUGGGCUCGAGCACAAAGCUGGGCUGUGGAAGUGUUUACAAUUAUGUGCAGUACUCCGAGUAUUGCAAAUGACUAACCCCAAACUGCCACGUACACAAAAAUGUGGAUGGCUUGCCUUUCAUCGCCAAGGGCUCACUUGCCAGGGGGAGAAGGUAUGCAGAAUGCUUUCAUGGAGCUUGAGAAGAACCAGAAAUGCUCACUUUGCAGUGCCUGAGCUUUUGUACUGCUGGCUCCUGUUAGUGAGUAUGAACGUUCUGCUGAAAGCUGGUGAAUGGCAAACUAAUAUACACACUUGGCAAAUAGCUGCUAUAUUUUCUUUUUUUUCCUAAAGUAGAUAAAAUAAAUCCGUACUACACAUCAAAAGGAUGUCAGAUAUGUAAUAUUUUCAAAUGAUGUAUUACACUACUUAAUCUCAUUUUUAAGAAGGCAAAUGCUUUGAAAGAACUGCUGAGGUUCAUCUGCUGAUGUGGAUAGUUGUGCUGUUAAACUCUUGAUUGCUGUUGAAAACUCAAAGUCGGGUCCCACCUGUAGAAUCAGUAAAGAGAAAGCAUUCACCAGAAGUGUUUCGGGAAGGGCUUUUAAGUAAUGGUUUGAUAAAUGCAUACGGUCUGGCAUCUGCGUGUCUUGAGAUACAGUUGAAAUUAAGACAGAUUUUUAAUGAAGUAGCUUCUUCACGUGUUGGAACUAAUUGCAUGGGCUGUGGUCAGCUGAGAUGCUUAGAGAACACUUGAGCUUUCUGGUUUUAAUUUGUAUUUAUUGCAGGGAAGGACUUUUGAUCAAAUGUAGGAACACUGUGUGCCCUUGAACUUAGACUCUCAGAGGGCCCGUGGCUGUUUCUCAUCAUGCAUGGCCACAAGAUGUGUUCACAAAAUACUGAGUGCAUGCUUUGGUAUCUAACUCAUAUUUUCAAGCAUCUUAAUUAGCAAGGAGAGAAGCUGCAGCUCUGAAGGUAGCAUUAGUCUUGCAACUGCACCUUGUAGCCACAGGAGGGGGGUCUAGUUCAGUUAUGCUUAGCAGGUAAUAAAAUAUUUUCAACAAACAAAAAAAAAAAACAACAACAAACAGGCUGGAAGCUGUAUGUAUACAAUCACCCCUCCUGCUUUUGUGCCACCGAGGAACCCUAGUUAGUGACCUCUGCUGACACACCUGCAGUAGUUCCCAUUGCGCCACAUGCUUCCUCAAGUUGCCUCCUCCUAUACCACUUCCCUUCUCUAUCCGACAGUACAACUGCGACCCGUGUGUGUGUUGUCGUAGGUGAUCUGUGUAACCUAGGAAAUGUUUUCUGCAUGGCCAAACUGGCUGAGGAGGUUAGUCCUGAGAAGUUGUUUAAAUGUACUAUUGGAAAAUAAAGAUAACAAACGAGUCA
This is a messenger RNA of Oxyura jamaicensis (ruddy duck), 4547 nucleotides long. RefSeq names its product COP9 signalosome subunit 3 (gene COPS3). The coding region runs from base 86 to 1357 and encodes 423 amino acids. Lineage: Eukaryota; Metazoa; Chordata; Aves; Anseriformes; Anatidae. The transcript has 12 exons. The record is from RefSeq and is a predicted model, not a curated record. Gene Ontology annotation, biological process: ubiquitin-dependent protein catabolic process. Gene Ontology annotation, cellular component: COP9 signalosome.